Molecule: messenger RNA, 607 nt
Organism: Vigna radiata var. radiata (mung bean)
Lineage: Eukaryota; Viridiplantae; Streptophyta; Magnoliopsida; Fabales; Fabaceae
Product: protein RADIALIS-like 3
Exons: 2
Coding region: 99-380 (93 amino acids)
Molecular function (GO): DNA-binding transcription factor activity
Source: RefSeq, a predicted model, not a curated record
AGUCUGAUCAUUACACACACACUCUUCAGCCUUCACAACACCUUUGCUACCGACUCAGUCUCAUUUAACAUCUUCAUUUCUUUUCCUUCCUGAAACAAAUGGCAUCAAGUUCAAUGUCAGCCUCAGGCUCAUGGAGUGUCAAGGACAACAAGGCCUUUGAGAAGGCUCUUGCUGUUUACGACAAGGACACCCCCGACCGUUGGUACAAUGUUGCCCAUGCUGUUGGUGGCAAAACUCCAGAGGAAGUGAAGAGACACUAUGAACUCCUUGUCCAGGAUGUUAAACAUAUUGAAUCAGGACGAGUGCCAUUCCCAAAUUACAAGAAAACUGCAUCCUCUGAUCAGGAGGAGAAAAGACUGAGGAAUUUGAACCUCCAGUGACCCAUCGGCAACAACAACAACAAAUUGAUUUUCUAAUUUUCAUCAACCAACAUCUUCAGUUUCCAGCAUCCCUGGUAGUACUACGUGGUGCUAUGUCACACAUAAUUGCUAGUGCAAUGGCACUUUAGGCUAUUUUAGUCAUAAGAAUCAUAUCUCCCGUGAUUCCAUCUUGUAUUUUCUUGUCGUUGAAGCUGCCUCUAAAAGAGUCAGUGACCGUUUCAGUUUCU